GGGGCCCGACUGUGACCACGUCAGGUGGCGCGGAAACUGGCAAAUGUCGUGAGUGUGAGUAGCGGUCUGGUCUGGGCGCUUCCUCCCUCGCGAUUGUUUUCGUCUAGCACCCGUACCCUGGCGCAACCACGUCGACCUCCGUAAAGGCCGUCGGAAUCCUUCUUACUGGCCCCUCUUCCGCCAACCAGGCAAAACCUACCUCGCAGCCCCAAAAGCACAGGACAUUGCCAUGUCCCAUACCGGUGCAAUGCGGGGGACGCCCAAAUCUUCGAACCGCAACCAGCCCCAGCAUCUCGGCCACAGCCCGUCUGCCAUCCCGCGCCCCUCUGGUUUGGAGCACCACUCCCAUGUCACCCAGAGCGAUGCGGGCGGCUCGUCGCUCAGCGCCAGCAGGGCCAAGAUGUCCAAGAGAGACGACGCCAUUCGUCGGAAAAUCGAGUCGGACCUCAAUAAGAAGAAGACUAUCAGCGGCCGAGUUCGCCCCUCGAAAAAGGCCCCGCCCGGCACCGUCCUCGCCCUGAAGCCGUCUCCCGCGCUGCAAAUAAAGCCCUCGACGACGGUCGCCGAGGCGGCCCAGCUGAUGGCGGCCAAGCGCGAGGACUGCGUCCUGGUUACAGACGAGGACGACCGUAUCGCGGGCAUCUUCACGGCCAAGGAUCUCGCUUUCCGUGUGGUCGGCAAUGGCAUCAAGGCUCGCGACGUCACCAUUGAGGAGAUUAUGACCAAGAACCCUCUGUGCGCAAAGACGGACACAAGUGCGACGGAUGCGUUGGAUCUCAUGGUCAGGAAAGGGUUCCGUCAUCUCCCAGUCAUGGACGAGAACCACGACAUCUCUGGUAUCCUGGACAUUACUAAGUGCUUCUACGAUGCCAUGGAAAAAUUGGAGCGGGCGUACGCCUCGUCCCGCAAGCUGUACGACGCUCUCGAGGGCGUGCAGGCCGAGAUGGGCUCCAGCCAGCCGCAGCAGAUUAUCCAGUAUGUCGAGGCGAUCCGCCAAAAGAUGUCUGGGCCUACGCUCGAAUCGGUCCUGACAGGUCUUCCUCCCACGACUGUGUCGGUUCGCACUUCAGUCAAGGAAGCGGCGGCACUCAUGAAGGAAAACCACACGACUGCGGUCCUGGUGCAAGACAACGGCUCUAUUACUGGUAUUUUCACUAGCAAAGAUGUCGUCCUCCGUGUUAUUGCCGCGGGGCUGGACCCAAUGACUUGCAGUGUUGUGCGGGUGAUGACCCCUCACCCCGACUUUGCGCCGGUGGACAUGAGCAUCCAGUCUGCGCUCCGCAAGAUGCAUGAUGGCCACUACCUCAACUUACCUGUCAUGAGCGAUGCUGGCGAAAUUGUCGGCAUGGUGGACGUUCUCAAAUUGACUUAUGCCACACUUGAUCAGAUCAACAACAUCAGCACCACGGACAGUGAGGGCCCGGCAUGGAACAAGUUCUGGCUGUCGCUCGACAACGAGACCGAGUCGAUGAUGUCGGGCGAGGGAGGCAGCCGUCACCCUGACCACCGCUCGUACGUCUCGCACCACGACCGCCCUGGCCUCAUGGAUCGUGGUGACAGCGUAAUGCCAAACGAGUCUGCAUCCCACCAUGGGGAAGACUCACCGCCUCCGUCUCACGUCGCCAGCAUCCCGCCAACGCACAUUGAAGACAUGCCGUUCCCCUUCAAGUUCAAGGCUCCGAGCGGGCGUGUGCACCGCCUGCAGGUGGUUAUUUCCGCUGGCAUCGAGGAGCUCAUCACCAACGUAGCCAACAAGCUGGGUAGCGAGGUCGAAACCCUGGGAGGUAUCCCCAGCUUCGAGGGAGGCAAGCUCUCGAGGGCCGGCUUUGCCCUGAGCUACCUGGACAACGAAGGCGAUACCAUCUCCAUCACGACCAACGACGAUCUCGUAGAGGCUGUCAGCCUAUCACGCAUGGCACACCGCGAAAAGGUCGAUCUCUUUGUCCACCACCCGGACAAGGCGCCUAUGUCUGCCGAGGUCAAUCCUCAGCCAGCGCUCUCAAAACCUCCCACGCCUCCUGAAUCCACGCUCCGCGAGCGCAAGCAGUUCUUCGAUGACGACGUCGAGGACACGCCUAGAUCAAGAGGCCGCCACCAGCCGGCUCCCGUGUCGCAGCAGCCCGAGAUCAUUGCCGGGGUUCCGAACGACCUUCUCCUCCCCGGCGCCAUCGGUGUGCUGGCCGUCGUCAUUGUCGGUGUCUUUGUGCUUGGCCGCGCCUCGAACCGGUAAAUCCGUCGGUAGUACUAUUGGGAUAGGCAGCGGUUGAGUCAUCAGCGAGUUUAUUCUUUUCCUUGUUAGAAUUUGAUAUCCCAUAGAUUCCUGGGUAUUUCGUAGCCACUUGGGUAGUCUAAUCGAUAUUAUACAAGGUCUG
Molecule: messenger RNA, 2372 nt
Organism: Exserohilum turcica Et28A
Lineage: Eukaryota; Fungi; Ascomycota; Dothideomycetes; Pleosporales; Pleosporaceae
Exons: 4
Coding region: 230-2230 (666 amino acids)
Molecular function (GO): protein binding
Source: RefSeq, a predicted model, not a curated record